This is a messenger RNA of Triplophysa rosa, 3314 nucleotides long. It is a transcript of the gene ptprh, whose product is annotated as protein tyrosine phosphatase receptor type H. Gene Ontology annotation, biological process: protein dephosphorylation; angiogenesis. The coding region runs from base 324 to 3311 and encodes 995 amino acids. The transcript is spliced from 18 exons. Gene Ontology annotation, molecular function: cadherin binding; protein tyrosine phosphatase activity. NCBI's taxonomy places the organism in Eukaryota, Metazoa, Chordata, Actinopteri, Cypriniformes, Nemacheilidae. The record is from RefSeq and is a predicted model, not a curated record.
GUUGGAAAAAAGUAAAUGGGAGGAGUUUAAAAAUAGGGAAGAACAUUAGUUAAAGGCCGUACAAAGGUUGAUGUACAUUGUUUUCCCGUCAUGAGAAAAAGGAGAAGUGGCAAUAAAACGGUCAUUAUCAGUCAACAGAGAAGAAACAGAGAGAGAGGGGAAAGAGAGACAGAAAGAGGGAGAGAGACACUAAAAUAGACGACAGCUGUCAUGUUGAAGAACAGUUAAACAGACAGCUUUGUUUGUAGUUUAAGAAUGACUUCGGGCUGCAAGAGUUAAAUAGUAUAUUCUGUUGUUUACUCUGACUACAGACCGGUUUGAUAAUGGGACAAGUUUUGCUUUUAGUUUUGCUGUGUGUGGUUUCUGCAUCGGGCCAGAGUCUAGCAGAUGUUGACUAUGUUUCAGUAAUUCACAGAACAGAGUUUGAGUUAACUUUACAAUGGUAUAAAGUCAAUAACAACAACAAUUACAGUUAUGUGCUGAUAAACAGCAAUGGAACAGAGACUGAAAUCCCAACACCUGAAACUGAUCCUGUAGUGACACAUACAGUCUCUUCUUUGUCUGCUGGCACUAAAUACUCAUUUACUCUCUUCACUGAGUUUGAAGGUGUGAGGAGCAGAGGAUAUAACUUCUACAAUGUCACCGCUCCCUCUAAUGUUGAGGCCAUUUUAGUGGUUAACCGAAAAGAGUUUGAGUUAACUUUACAAUGGUAUAAAGUCAAUAACAACAGCAAUUACAGUUAUGUGCUGAUAAACAGCAAUGGAACAGAGACUGAAAUCCCAGCACCAGAAACUGAUCCUGUAGUGACACAUACAGUCUCUUCUUUGUCUGCUGGCACUAAAUACUCAUUUACUCUCUUCACUGAGUUUGAAGGUGUGAGGAGCAGAGGAUAUAACUUCUACAAUGUCACCGCUCCCUCUAACGUUGAGGCCAUUUUAGUGGUUAACCGAAAAGAGUUUGAGUUAACUUUACAAUGGUAUAAAGUCAAUAACAACAGAAAUUACAGUUAUGUGCUGAUAAACAGCAAUGGAACAGAGACUGAAAUCCCGGCACCAGAAACUGAUCCUGUAGUGAUACACACAGUCUCUUCUUUGUCUGCUGGCACUAAAUACUCCUUUAUUCUCUAUACUGAGUUUGAAGGUGUGAGGAGCAGUGGAUAUAACUUCUACAAUGUCACCAUGCCAUCUAAUGUUGCCAAGGUGUCUGUAGUGAAUAGUGAUGACACUGCCAUGAUCUUACAAUGGAACAUUGUAACAAACACAGACAACAACACGUAUAACUACACUCUAAAAUACAGAAAUGAAUUAACGGAGGAAACCCUUACUAUAAAUACAGAUGACAAUUCUUUAGUAAUACGUGGUUUAAUUCCUGCGACAAUUUACAGCUUCAUUCUGUACACCAUAUUUGAUGAUGUGAGAAGCACGGGAUACAACUUUACCAACUCCACAACUCUAUCUGACGUAACUGAAGUAAGAGUGACACAUCGAACAGAGACACAUUUGACUAUUGAAUGGGAUAAGUUGAACAAAGACAACAUCUACAACUACACCUUGAAUCAAAGUUCUGGAAAUGAGAUACCUUUUACUGGAUCUGUACAUGGCGAUGUGAUCAGAUACGAGCUCUCUCACCUCACGCCGGGAACUGUAUAUGAAUUUACUCUCUUCACUGUUGUGAAAUACAAUAAGAGCAGCGGAAACCAUUUUAAGAAUAUCACCACCAUUGACUGUGCGUCCAUUGACUGGCAUGUCACCAACUCAUCGAUAAAUGCAACGCAAGUGAUUGGCAGCACACGUGUCACAGCUAAAAACAGCACACACAAUGAAUUGAGUCUACCUGUAGAGCAGAACAGCGUGAAUCUUCAAAGCCUUUAUCCCGGUGCAAGAUACACUGUUUCGCUAUGGUAUGACUUCACAGAAUCACAGAAACUUCUACAAUGCUCACAAAAUCUGACAUUAGCUCCAAACAGUGUAUCACGUCUGCACUGUAACUAUUUCUCCGGAGGCUACGGUCUGAAUGUAGUUUGGGACACUCCGUAUGGAGUUGUGAAUGUGGUGCAGGUGGAUGUUGCUGGAAAAAGUUUCAACCAAUCAACGAGCAGACAGGAGGUAAAGGGACUGCAGGUUGCCCAGUGGUACAGAGUGACGGCGACAUCGUUCUCUGGAAACAUGAAGAGUCCUGCAGUAUUAGCCAACUGUCAAACUGACCCAACAGGAGUCAUAGCAGGUGUUCUUGUGUUUUUCCUGUUGGUCAUCCUUAUUUGUGCUGGUGUCUUUUUAUGGCGUCGCAAGAGGAAGCAUGUUGGAGGGUCUAAACAACAUGUGGAGUAUCCAACAACAAAAGUAUCUAACAACAAAAUGUACAAACCAAUCCCCAUAGAUAAAUUUCCAGAACAUUUUCGAAACAUGAGUCGUGAUGAGAACAGAGGUUUCAGUGAGGAAUAUGAGGAUCUUGGUUUAGUGGGUUUAGAACUGCCUCGUGAAACAGCCAAAUUGCCUGAAAACAAGAGCAAAAAUCGAUUCUCCAAUGUUUUAGCUUAUGACUGUUCAAGAGUUCAUCUCUCCAUCGAUGAUGAUGGUGAUUCUGAUUAUAUAAAUGCCAACUACAUGCCUGGUUAUGGCAAGGCUAGUAAGCAGUACAUUGCAGCUCAAGGUCCACUCCCCUCCACCGUCAAUGACUUCUGGAGAAUGGUCUGGGAGAGAAGAUCACAGGCCAUCAUCAUGGUCACCAACUGCACUGAGAGAGGAACUAUUAAGUGUGAGCAGUACUGGCCAUUGGAUUACACACCUUGUCUCUAUGGAAAUUUGCUUGUCACGGUCACAUCUGAAGAUAAAGCACAAAGUUGGACUUUGCGUGAGUUUACUGUCAACAAUAAAGACACCUCUGAGACACGAACAGUGAAACAUUUCCACUUCACUGCAUGGCCAGAUCACGGCGUUCCUUUAGGAACAGAGGAGCUGAUCCAAUUCAGAGGCCUCGUUCGACAGCACAUUGAGAGCUCCCCUUCUGCAGGACCAAUGGUUGUACACUGCAGUGCUGGAGUGGGCAGGACGGGUACACUCAUUGCCCUGGAUGUUAUGCUACAGCAACUGGAGAGAGAGAAGGCGGUGGGCAUCGCAGAAUUCGUUCAGAAAAUGAGACUACACCGACCACUCAUGGUGCAAACUGAGUCUCAGUAUGUGUUCCUGCACCAGUGCAUCAUAGACACCCGGCAAAACAAAGACAUUCCCAUGCCACAAGAGCAUCUCUAUGAAAACUCAGAAAUGAUCUUUGCCAAUGCAAUGGCUUUGAAAGAAUAUGACCAAAGCAAGUAAAAU